UUCAUACAAGAUGUUAUACUUGCAUCACGUAUAUGAGAAAUUCGCGUUUACCUCCCUAACUAAUUGUUUUAAUUAAGUAUCCUUAUCGCUCUACAGCAUUACAUUAAAAUAAUGUUUUAUUAACUUUAAUCUUUAUUGUACAACGAUUUAGUAAGAGAUUAGUAAAUUUUGACCAAGUAAAAUUGUGCAUCAUUAUCGUUGCUCAAUGACUUAGAACUGAGUUAGAACAACUAACAAUUCUUCAGUGUUUCUGAGAAUUAGUUGGUUACAGGUGUGACACAAUCGCGUUGCAUUGUCAAAGAUGCAAUGCAGCGUGUGUCGACACUAGCACCGACAACUGACAUAGCUAUUGCUAGAAUCGGUGGGGCUACUGAAUUGGCGCAAUCGAUCCCCUAUGAAAUAUCCGUCUCGAGCGGAGAGCACACACAAUAAACGAACUACACUACUUUCGUAGAAAGGUGUUUUUUACUAGCCAGAACCUAUCAAUCUCUCCUGAGAUUAGAAAGAUAAUGACAGCAUGGAACAGAACCAAAUUAAUUGUAGACAGCACAGAACAAAACCAACCAAAUUGUAGAGUAUAGUAUAGUAUAGUAUUAUCCACUAAUGUCUAUUAGAGAUCGAGUGGUUGUGGAUGUGGUUAUGUAGUUUAUGACAAUGUUCACAUAGUAGUUCUCAGCUUAUCUCUUUUAUCAAAUUUUCUUACAUGUAUGAGUACGUAUAAGUUUUUGCGUUGGUUGGUUUAUAUCUAUAUAGUUUAUAUAUCUUGAGUUCAUUGAGCAAGUUUGUUAUAUCGCAUGCGCAUAUUGUAUCAAUCUAGAGAGAGAGCGCAAUUUUUGAUAUUCAAGUUUGACGUUGUCAAUGUCACAAAAUAUGAAGAAAUACGAAAACUUUAAGAUGAAGAAAUAUGAGAUUUUAAAACAUAUUGGUGAAGGAUCGUUUGGUCAAGUGUAUAAAGCCAGAAAACGGUCAGAUGGUGAAAUCGUGGCCUUUAAAAUGAUAAGAAAGUCUGGUAGAACAUUUAAAGAGCUAAAAAGUCUGCGCCAAGAAUGUGAAAUUCAACGUCAUCUACAUCAUCCAAAUAUUAUUCAGAUGAUAGAUUCGUUUGAAACAGAAAGUGAGAUAGUAGUUGUAACGGAAUAUGCAAAUAAGGAACUUUAUGAUUUAUUGGACAAAGAAGGUAGAUUGUCUGAGGAAAGAGUUCAAGUAAUAGCUUGUGAUUUAGUAUCAGCUUUGUAUUAUUUACACACCAAUCGAGUGAUGCAUAGAGAUCUCAAGCCACAAAAUGUUCUCUUAGAAGCAAAUGGUGUGGCUAAAUUAUGUGAUUUUGGAUUUGCUCGUAGUAUGAGUACUGGUACUCAUGUACUUACUUCAAUUAAAGGCACACCCUUAUAUAUGGCACCAGAAUUAAUAGAAGAAUAUCCUUAUGAUUUUAAUGCUGAUUUAUGGUCUUUGGGUUGUAUAGUUUACGAAUUAGUAGUGGGUUCUCCUCCAUUUCAAACUAAUUCGAUAUUGCAUUUAAUUAAGUUAAUCAGGUUUGAAGCAAUAAAGUGGCCAGAUUUUAUUUCCCCAAAUUGUAAAAGCUUCUUACAAGGUUUACUGCAGAAAGAUCCUUCUCAGCGACUGACUUGGCCAGCUCUUCUCAAUCAUCCAUUUGUAAAAGAUCGAAUCAUAAUAGUAGGUGAUGCCGCACCUAGUUCAUUUACAACUCCAUUAUCUGCAAGUCAAGCAAGAGCAAAGCAACAGCAAUUACAAAGUCUGGCAAUGCGUACUGCAAAUCAAUCUAAAAUUGUAGAAAAAGCAAUACAAAAACUAGAAGAGCAAGAGAGGAAACAUCACGAGUAUCGCCAGCGAACGUGUAUCUCUCAGCCGGGUUAUCCUAUGACUCUUCCUUAUUGUCAACAUGGAAUGAAUCAUUGUCAGACAUUGCGUCGUAGUGAACCAAGCGGCACUGACUCCAGCGCUAGCAUUGAUGUACUUUUAGGAAACCUCAGUCUCAGAGCAUCUCUGAGAAGUGAUCUUCUAGCUGCUGAUCACGUUGUCUGUCAAAGUGAUUGUCCAAAUAAUGCAAAUGUACCACAUAAUUUCUCAUUAAUGGAAAAUCAUCCAAAACCUGUUCAAAUGCAAACGGAUAAUAACUGUUCUACAAGACAAUUAGAUAAUAUAAAAUACACUAAUGCUCAGGGUGAUGGAAUCAAUGUCGGUCAACAGACUGAAAAAUUGUCAAAUCAUAUAAAUCAAAUGCAUGGCGAUGGCGAUUGUAAGCAAAGUUGCUUGAGUAUAGAUUAUGACCAAGAAUUUGGUAAGAAAAAUAUAGCUGAGAAGCAUGUACGAUUGCCAGAUUGGGACCUAAGGGCUGUAGAAAGGCCAAUCGAAAAUGAAGAAUGGAUUGCAUUUCUACAAAGGUCGAUGGAAGAAGUUAUGGAUGGUGAAAUCGACUCGUUGUUACAACAAAACUGUGUAUCUGUAUUUGUUUCCCCUCUGAGAAAUCCGGCAGCUGAUUAUCGAGUUGUUGAAUAUGUAACUUGCUUAUUAUCCUUGCCAUUUACAGUGUCGAUCAAUAAGGAGAAUCUCGAGAAAAUUGAACGAGUUUAUUUAGAUGUAAGAGUCGUACCGAAUCUUGUUUAUGCUAUAAAGUUAUUAAUGUCCGAACGUUCCGACAAUGAAUCGAACGCAGCAAAUACUGCGAAUGCGGAUACAAAAUCAGCGUCUUCUUUAUCCGCGGAUGAGCUCCAAGCACUCGAAUGUGCAAUGUUGGUUCUUUGUAGAUUGGUUUAUGUUGAAGAUCAAUUUCUCAUGCAGUUUUGCGACGCUAUUUAUAUCGUAAAUGGCGUGCCACUUCUACAGCAAUUAUUAACUUUGGAGAAAAGAAAAGCCAGAGUUGUUGGAGAUCUUAUUGCGAUUUUAAAUAACAUACUGCGAUCUCAGCCUGAAAAUGCUGAACUCGUAGAACGAGUUGUAUUGCGCACACAAACUUCUGGAGCCUUAGUGGAACAGCUCAGCAAACUUCUUAAUCAUCGACAAGCUGUAUUACGAUUAAGAACGUGUACCAUGAUCAGAUUAUUGGGUAGAUUUUGUUGUAGAGCGCUACAACAAGUGUGGGAUAGAUCAUUAAGAAAUUUUAUAGAAGGUUUAACUGAAGAUGAAGAUGAACAUGUACGACACGCUGCGGAAGAUGCUAUAAAUGAACUGAAACAAUUAACGUAUUAUAAUCAGAAAAAUCCUCCUGCCAGUUAAGUGCCUUAGAAUGAAAUAAGCUUUUAGAAGUUCUCAAGGAUCAAUGCCAGUGCUAUUAUUGUGUGUGUGUUGUGUGUGUGUGCCUUAUAAGAUAUCAUACAUGUAAUAGAAUAAGAUUGCGCGCGAAUACUUUAUUUUUAGAUAAACUAAUACUUACAUUUAAUU
This is a messenger RNA of Pseudomyrmex gracilis, 3399 nucleotides long. RefSeq names its product serine/threonine-protein kinase fused (gene fu). Gene Ontology annotation, biological process: protein phosphorylation. Gene Ontology annotation, cellular component: cytoplasm. The record is from RefSeq and is a predicted model, not a curated record. The coding region runs from base 859 to 3234 and encodes 791 amino acids. Gene Ontology annotation, molecular function: ATP binding; protein kinase activity. The transcript has 9 exons. NCBI's taxonomy places the organism in Eukaryota, Metazoa, Arthropoda, Insecta, Hymenoptera, Formicidae.